Molecule: messenger RNA, 369 nt
Organism: Diaporthe amygdali
Lineage: Eukaryota; Fungi; Ascomycota; Sordariomycetes; Diaporthales; Diaporthaceae
Product: 2-hydroxyacid dehydrogenase
Exons: 1
Coding region: 1-369 (122 amino acids)
Source: RefSeq, a predicted model, not a curated record
AUGGUAUCACGACCCCCUGACGCUGGAGGAUUUUGCGGGCUCCCGAGAACCGAGAAAUUUUGCUAUCGUCUAAUCGAGGCUUUCGGUCAACACACGGAUUUCAGCAUGGCCCACGUAGCAAUGUUCGAAGCCCAAAGACUGCGUCAGAGGCGCGAGGGGAUGCCAGCGACUGAGUGCCCGGGACCAGGGACCAGGGACCAGGAGGAUCUGAUCCUUUUCAAAAGGUUCCACAGCAAAUCUAGUUUUCGCGUCAACGACCUACUUAGGCAAGACCUAGACAUCCUGGUUAUGUGUAUGGUUCUGACGAGUGAGGCAUACGAAUACAUCUCCUGCGAGCACUUCAAAACGCUCAGCCAGGGAAAGGGGUAG